Molecule: messenger RNA, 1002 nt
Organism: Protopolystoma xenopodis
Lineage: Eukaryota; Metazoa; Platyhelminthes; Monogenea; Polystomatidea; Polystomatidae
Source: the annotation of a GenBank genome assembly
AUGUCUUGUUUCUCCAACCUAUCUCGGACUUCCACCGCAUCUCGACUCUCCUGCGCUUACUCCUCCUCUCUACACAGGCUUCUCUCUUCUUGCAAGCCAUCCUCCCUCACUCCUAUGGUGCACAACAGCAUCAUUUUGACAAGUGCAACCCCUUCGUCGCCCCGAUCCUACGCCUCGCUUUCCAGCUUCUGCUCCGGCGACAAUGGCGCCGUCCACCAAUGUCACCAAGUUGACCCCCAGCAUCUGGUGCCUGACAAGGAGGCUGACGCCUCUCCGAUCUGCGGUACGAACGAAUGCACCUUUGAGCACAAUUUCGCUGGAAACCGUCCCACUGCUUGUCUCGACUCGAACAUCCGCCAUACACAGGCGACCCAGCUGAUUGCAGUGAAGGAAGCUGACUCCUUCGUAGAGGCUCAAGAGGCUGGACUGGGAGAAAUGGCCCUGUGCACCGAGCCAAUGGAGGCGGUUGAAGGCGCCGGAUAUAGCUCCGCGCUGGAUAAUGAGGAUAAACUCAGCAACUCACACUUCAUGGGAUCUUCAGAAGCCAUGGGAUCAGUGGAUCUCAUUUUUCGAAUUGUCUACUCGCCUGCGGAGCCGAGAUCUGACAUAAAAAAGGCCAAAGUCGAGGACAACUGGACCCGCACUGUGCGGCUACCUUGGCUGGCCGGUACCAGUCUCUCGGCGCCCAUGCUUCCCGCGCCGGCAUUUUGUGCUCUUCCGCAAGUCUCAGAGCCAGCCACGUCGGAUUCAAGUGAGACGGCCUCACAGUCGACCAAAGCAAGAACCUCUGGCGACACUCUGGCCCAUCCGAGCUACACUUCUUGCCGCGACGCAUCGUCUGCAAGUCCACCGAAUCCGCCAGCCGUCUUGGGAGAUCGUGGCUGCCAAACGAGACGGCCUCAAGCUUCAUUGGGCUCGAUGCAAAACACGCUGGAGGACACCUGCCAUUCAAUGCGUAGCCAGAUAAUCUCCAGAUCCUUUUAUGGAUGUACGUUAGACUAG